AUACUGGAGAGGUGCAUGAACCAAUAUGGGAAAUGAGAGUAAAAACAAAUAGUUUAAUGAAAGAAUAUUUCUGAGUUCAAAAUUGAGAAUAGUUACAUAAUACUGCAAUGUCUACCAGUUUUGGAUGGAAACCAGUAUUUUUUCCCAUUUUUUGUUCUAUCUUAUUGGCAAUGAUACUGACAACAGUCAAAUCAGAUAAAAAAAUGCUAGUGAAUAUCACAGGGACAGGCCAUGAUAUAUAUGAUGUAGGAGACACCGCAAGAUUUGAGUGUAUAGGUAAUAGAACCAACGAAAGCAUUUUCCACUGGUCGUCAUCUUUGGCUAUAAUAGAAAACGUGAUGAAAACACGCAAGUCAAAAUGCAUCAUAACAAUUACAGCUGAAAUGCAUGCAGGAACGAUCACAUGUGAAAUCAAGGAAGGUGAUGUAUCAGCAAGUGCCUCAAUAGUUUUAACGGUAUUAGGACAACAAGAAAAUCUGAAGGCGUAUAUUGAAGGAGGCAACCGAACCUACAAACCUGGAGAGACUGUUAAACUCACUUGCAAAGGAAAUAAAACAUCUGAUGCCAUUUUCAUUUGGGAAACAAACUCCACGUCUCCGGAAAAUAGACACAUAUGGGACAGUAUGACAGGACCAAUAAUGAGUACUCAAAGAAUAUAUGAAGAGCAGAAUUGGCUCAAAAUUACAUGUAAAAUAAGAGAAAACAACAUUUAUUUUGAACCAGCAAGCAUUAUUCUAAAAGUGUCUACAGAUGAUAACGAACGAACUGAACCAGAACCAGAAACAGAUACAAAUUUGGUUUGGAAAGGGAUCAUUGCAGUAGUACUUGGCCUAUUUACCAUACUAUGGGUUUGCAACAGAACAGGUGGUGGUGGUGCUGCUGGUGGUGCUGCUGGUGCUGCUGGUGGUGCUGCUGGUGGUGCUGGUGGUGCUGCUGGUGGUGCUGCUGGUGGUGCUGCUGGUGCUGCUGGUGGUGCUGCUGGUGGUGCUGGUGGUGCUGCUGGUGGUGCUGGUGGUGCUGCUGCUGGUGGUGGUGGUGCUGCUGCUGGUGAUGGUGGUGCUGGUGAUGGUGGUGCUGCUGCUGGUGAUGCUGCUGCUGGUGAUGCUGCAUGA
Anneissia japonica is the source of this 1112-nucleotide messenger RNA. RefSeq lists its product as uncharacterized. The transcript is spliced from 6 exons. The record is from RefSeq and is a predicted model, not a curated record. Bases 108 to 1112 code for a protein of 334 amino acids. NCBI's taxonomy places the organism in Eukaryota, Metazoa, Echinodermata, Crinoidea, Comatulida, Comatulidae.